UUGUGUCUGGCGCUUCCCGUGGAGAAAAUCGGUUUUAUGGUGCGUUUAACAAUGAUUGAAGAAACAUUGGAGCCCUAUAUUGUACGACCCGGCACGAAAAACUUCGGCGAAAAGUACGAAGUGGUGUUCACCACCUACGCCGCCUUGCGACUGUCCCUCAACACCGCCGUCAAGAACUUCCAAAUCACCUCCAACGAGAACUCCUGGGGCGACUUCGACGACUCGGUCUUCGAAAUCGAGUACACCAACUCGAAAAAAAUCGUGGCAGUGCAGCUAAAGCACGUCCGACAAAAUGUAACCUACGAAAAACUAACCUCCACCAAAGGGGACUACAGCCUCCACAAGUACUACAAGAGUUACAAAGAAAUAGGCGCUGACAAGAAAAACAGCUACUUUGUUUUGUACACGACGGGGGGGUGCAACAAGAGUGUGGAAAACUUUCGCUGGAAGAAACACCAACUUCAACAAACUUCCACGAUUUUGGAAUUUCUCCCAGGUGUUGAAUGUUUCCAAUUUCGGUGCGACGAUUCAAGCAAGAAGAGCGAGUUUUUGUCAAGGUUCUAUGUCUACACGAAUCAGAAAAAUUGCAGCCAGAUGGAGAACGAAGUUCGAAGUUUGGUCACCAGGGAGUUUGGGAGUAGUGUGGAGGUCGAGGAUGUGUUCACUUUUGUGGAAAAGUGGAAAAAGGGGCUGCUGGGGGGUCAUUUCAAACUGACUAGAAACGAUUUUGUGACCGAGGUGUGCGAGGUUUUGUUGGCCCCUCAUGUAGUCAAGCCGACUUUCAAAAAAGAAAAUUUGAGGUUUGUCGAUCUGUGGAACGAAAUAGUUGACUGCUUUAGUGUGACUUUUGUGGACGAUGACGACAACACUGCCUCGACAAUUUGGCAGACAAUUUUCCAAGCGCUGGGUGUAGAUAAUUGGGACGAAAACAACUGGGGGACUCCUCGUUUGGUUCUAGAACUAAAUCCAGUGGUUCCAAAGCGGUAUUUACUAAACAAACUAACCAACAAGAAUAUUUCUCCAAAAAACUUGUACCUCGCUUUCUGGAAAAGUGGACAAGUCCCUCUGUUUUUACACUAUGAUAAUAACUCAAACCUGUCAAAAAUCGUCGAUAUUUUGCAGUCAACAACGACUAGAAAGUACUUCGUGGUUGCUACACCCCAAGAAAACGUCACGCAUUUCACACGAUUGUCAAAAUUCACUAAACUCGACGAUCUGUCUAUACUAGAAAGCGACUUUCUCGAGACGGUUUUAUCAACCCUCUGCAUCGACAUUCAAAGUCGGUUUAACCUAACUUUAGACGAAAUGAUUUCCUCAGAUGGCCAAAUUUCACACCACGUCACUCCAACCUUUCUUUUGGAAAUCAUGCAAAAUCGCAGCGUCGGUUUAAUCCCCGCCCACUUACCCCCAAUUUACAUCAAAAGACGAAUCUCUGCCUUCCACGUCGACGUCAAACUCCUAAAAUACAUCCGAGACGAAAUCAUAGUCAUCCAGUGUGACUUGAACACCCAUUUUGACUACAUUUUAACCGAGUUUUCGUCACGGGUUGUCGAAUUCAUCGGCCCGGACACUAUCCUCCACAAAAAAAACAUUUGUGUAUCAAGUUACGACGUCCCUAUCAACAAUAUAAAAAAAUUUCUUGUGCAAGCUAACCACCCCAAAUACCAUAUUUUCCUCAUGACCCAAAAAUUCGGCAGCCCGAUUUUAAAAUGGAUUCAAAGUAGUUCGGUUGAUUUAUUGAAAGAAUUCGUGAGCGAGGCAGGCAAUGUUGACGAUGAAGAUGAUUUGUUUUCGAACCCGAGCAACCCCAUCUAUGUAAUUAGCUCACCCCCGGGCAUGGGCAAGUCGACUUUAAUUAAUCAAAUGUGCAGAACGUGCUCGCAGAAUGUAUGGAUCCUGAAAGUUGAAUUAAUCGAGCAUUCGAGUUAUCUGCGGGGUACUCCGACUCUGGAUUACUUCCGUAAUUAUUAUUACGGUGGUGAUAAAUUGGCGAGGGUUUGUUUCGAUUUUUUUGCCAGGAGGGGUGAAGUCGUUGCGUUGUUUGAUGGGUUUGAUGAAGUGGCGCCACGGUUUAGCGACACAGUCAUGGGUGUGGUCGAGGAUUUUCGCUCCAUGGGGUUCACCCAGGUUAUAACCACGCGACCCAGUGCGGCCCAUAUUCUGGAACGAAAGUUCCAAGUUUUGCCCCAUUUUAUAUGCCCGUUUGACUCCGACGACAAAAUUAAGUUUGUCCACGAAUAUCAAACUAGUGUUUGUGAAAAUUUUCGGGCCACUUUUAACACAGUUCUGGCUAGUUUGUUACAAAAUUUUUGUUCAAAGUUUUCAGACAACGCCCUGCAGAUGUCGAUGUUGUGCGAAACAGUUCACUCCGAUUUGUCGCAAAAUCGUGUCAAUUUCGACAUGGACAUACUACAAUUGUACCAGAAAUUCAUAGAUUUGAAAUUCGCUUUGUUUGAACGAAAGUAUCUGCAAGGGUGCCACCCUACCAUCUACGACUCCUUCACUCAAGACAUACGUCAGCUCACGGUCUGGAACCUCGAAAUUUGCGCCUUGAUCGCGAUUUUUGGCCACAAACAAGCCUCCUAUUUCGCGAAACCUCACAACUUAAAAUUCCUACAAGAACUGAAACAAGGGCAAGAAAAAAUUGGUCUUAUAACACAAGUGGGUCCCGGCGAUGUGCCAAUUUUUUUACACCAAACCUACGCUGAUUAUUUUGCAGCGACGUGGUUGGUCGAAAAUUGGAAAACCAACAAGAGGGCGAAAAAACUCCUCGAAAAACUAUUUCUAGUGAAAGCACACACGACAAUCCGGCUCUUUUUUGACAGAAUUGUGGCCCAAAAGGUACCACUUUUCGGGGCCGUGUUGGACCAAAACCCCGACAAAAUUGGCAAAUAUGGUCAUAAAGAUUUCGAAUUUGUGGACGAUUUGGGCCGCAACGCUUUGCAUUUGGCGUGUUCGUGGAAACUUAAAAGUGACCCGAAAUUUUUGGACCUUUUGUUGCAACAAAUCGACGUGAAUUGUGGCCGCGACUUGUUCAAUUUCACCCCAAUCGAGUGGGCUGAUCGGACUAAAAACCUUCUCGUUAUUGACCAAAUUCUACAAAAGGGGUACGACUUUGACGUAUCUGGGUUGAAAAUAUUUGCAAACGUCAAGUGGGUUUUGUUGAAAUGUAUCAAAAAAAAGUGUAUGACGUUGAUGAAAAAGUUCGCCGAUUAUCUGAAUACGGUGGAAAUGUGGCUUUCCAGUAGCGACUACGACAAUUUGUUGUUUACUGCAGUCGCGACGAACGACGUUGAAAUUGUUAAAACAUUGUUAGACAUUUCAGAGUUCCGGAAACACAUUAAAAAUCAAGAAAUUCACGGAAAUGCGGCUUUACAAUUUGCGAUUUUGUUGGGUCAUGAAACCAUUGCAAAAAAAUUCGUUGAUUUUGACCCGAAAACGACGUCAUAUCAAGUUGCAGUGGAAGAAGCGACUGACGACAUCAAACAACUAUUAAAAACGGUUAACAACUAGUUUUAUCAGUCUAUAG
Zophobas morio is the source of this 3529-nucleotide messenger RNA. RefSeq lists its product as uncharacterized. Gene Ontology annotation, molecular function: protein binding. The coding region runs from base 37 to 3513 and encodes 1158 amino acids. The transcript is spliced from 2 exons. The record is from RefSeq and is a predicted model, not a curated record. NCBI's taxonomy places the organism in Eukaryota, Metazoa, Arthropoda, Insecta, Coleoptera, Tenebrionidae.